AUGGUAUGUUAAUAUGAUUUUCUAAUUUUUGUGAUUUACGGCCAGAUAUCAAUAUUUUUUAUCCAUUUGUAGGAUAUGUUCAACUACAUUAAAGUUUCAGUCCAACGAAGACAAAACGCAGUCGCAAUCGGUGCGCAAAGUCAAAGACAAUGACAGCAGUUCAAGUCGAAACAAUGAUCAAGAAGGCGAAACCACCGUUCUGAAGGCCAAAGCUGAGGCUGAGUUGAAGAAGGAAAUGAGUGAAGUCCCCGAAUCAAAGCCAGCACCUGCCAAAAGCCCUAAUGAUACAGAUAUUGAACAAGCUGUCAAAGAUGAAUCUCCGGUUUCUGAUCUAAAGAAUAUGGAGUUACAGAAGAAACGGAAACGACGGAAGACUUCAGAGGACAAGGCUGAUACUGACGAAAAGGCUGAGAUCACCAAGAGUAAGAUGGCUGCACCUGUAGAGGAAAGGAAGAGCAAAAAGGGCAGCAAGGGUAAGAAGCUGUUAGAGAACAAUAAUAACAUUGAGAAGUGCUUAAAGCUGCGGCAUCUGUAAUACAAUACGGUCUUUUAGUAAAUUUGAAUUUACCGGCAUUUUAUGCCUAAGCCAAAUUUAAAUACUUUUAGAAAAAGUAUCAAAAAUGGCAUCAGUAGAGGAAAAAGUUCAAGAGAAGCCAGCCAAAAAGCCUAUCAGGACUUCGAAGAGACCAGCGACUCGUAGAAAGGAAACUUCCUCCCCAGAAGAACGAAAGGAUACUGGCAAGAGGUCUUCUCAGAAUUCGAAAGAUAAAGCGACAAGUACAGAAGACAAAGAUGAAGAAGAUCGCAAGAGAAAGUCAAAGGAGAAUAGCAAAGAAGAACCACCUAAAAGAACCAGACCUAAGACGCGGAGAAAGACUAAUGAUAAGGUAGGGUUUUUGAGGAUAUGACAUAUGAGGUGGCAUUGUACCUUCAACUUUGAUUUUUUUAAAUUUAUUUUUAAAAUUUUAAGAAUAAGAAGUUCAAACAAUUUUUUUAGAGUCAAUAUGGUACACCUACUAAGACUUCGGUCCCAGGACAACAACAAUCAACUGUCCUUGGUCAAAGAUCGACCGCAUUGGUCCAGCAAUCGACCACAUUAGGCCAGAAAUCAACUGUUCUCGGACAGUCGACAACUUUAGGUCAAUCCACCACUCUAGGACAAUCCACGACACUAGGACAAUCCACAACUCUAGGACAAUCGGUUUUAAGCCCAUCAGCUACAACAACAACGGGAACAACCACAACAUCGCUAGCGACAACCCAAACCCAGAGAUCAGGGGAAGAAGUGAUUGUUUCAGGAGGAGCGACAAAGCAAACUCCAUCUAGAGCCAGAAGAAGGGUGGAAGAAGAGAAGCAGGAGAAACAGGUCAAGUUCGAAGUGAAACCACUAUUGCCUCCGGAUCCCAAAGCUCUGGAAUUAAGUUCGAAGGUCAGAAGGAGUAAUGUGUUGGAGAAUAUCACCAGACGGUUCGAUUUUACUGUCAAAUUUCCGCCUGGAUCACCGGUAAAUAUUUUUUUUGAAAAAUAAAAAAUAAUUAAAAAUUUUUAAAAAAUCGAUUUUUGUGAUAUAAACGAUUUUUAUAGAAUAAUAUAUGACUAGUUUAGAAAGAUGUUGUGGUAUACAAGAGCAUGCAAAUCGUUGGACUGCCUCCAGAAUUUGAAGGAGAUUGUGAGCUGGAAGAGAACGACGUGAAACACCUGGAUCUAGGAGAUUGGGUCUACUGUGUUAACGACGUUAUUGUCAAAGAUAAGAAAGAGUACCUCAAAGAGGUCAGCCGGUUGGAAAGUCAGUUUCGGAAUCAAAAAACAGUAAGUUUAAAUUGUUAUUCUAAUAUUGCACUUGGUUUAUGAUGUGAUUGGAGCUUUAUUUUGCUUAAAAGUGGUUGUAAAUGUCAUGGGUUAGGUUAUGUAAUGAUGAGCUAAUGUAAAAAUAGCGAAGAUAAGAAUAACAUGCAUAUUUCUAGCUGGAAGUAAAGUACACUGUGUUAAGAACGUUGAGAAAAGUCAGGGUGACAAGGGAUCAGUUGAUUUUCUACAAAUUGGCUCCACCAGCCUAUGAAUUUGGUCAAGGAUAUGUAUAUCUGGUUGGAUAUCUUACCUUAUACCCUACUAGUUCACUUGGUAUAAACAUCAAGGCAUACGAAGGAAGAGUGUUGAUAUCUAGUACUGAUAACGGCUUCAAAUCAUUGGGAAAAAGAAGUUUUACCAUUGGAGAUACCAUCAUGAGUGUGAAUGGAGAAUAUGUGUCUACUGUAAAGGAAGCCAAGGAUCUGAUUGCCAAGUGCUUGAGGGAGGAUGUUUACAGAGUUGUAAGGAUUUAAGUUGUAAAAUACGGUCGCUUUUUGAGACAAUUUAUAAUAGAAUAAAAUUUGUGAUGUGUAUUAACACCUAAAGCUUUAAAAUUUCAGUGCAUGAUAGCCAUUGAACGUCCGGACCAGGCCAACGCUCUACAGCGAGUUAAAAUUGGUUUGGCAGCUGAUAAAACAGUCCAAGAGAACCCACGAAUGCCCGAUGAUGUUGUAGCGAUUUGUGAAGCCGAAAAGGAGCGAAUAACCAAAGGCUAUGCAGCAGUGACAUCGGUGUACAGACCUACCAGGGAAGCGAACAAAGAAGCGACCAAGAUCACGAUUAGCGAGAUGUCAGUGGAAACCCCAAUCCAAUGUGAUCCAGUCAACAUUCGUCUACUAUGCCCAGCUCCACCUCGACCAGCCGGUCCUCUGGACAAAAGACGCUCCAGACGGCCAAUGGCACAAGCACAACAUCGACCACCGUUCUGA
This is a messenger RNA of Bursaphelenchus okinawaensis, 2777 nucleotides long. The record is from the annotation of a GenBank genome assembly. NCBI's taxonomy places the organism in Eukaryota, Metazoa, Nematoda, Chromadorea, Rhabditida, Aphelenchoididae.